UAGAAGACAGUUUUAUUUAGUUAAUUUUAAAAUAUGCAUGAGAAUGAAGAAAUGAUGGAAGGAAUGUGUUCACACAACUUCUGUUUUCCCUUUAAUGGAUAAUGCUAAAUACAGGAAGAACACUAACGUGAAACUAAAGCCUCAGACUUGCAUGGGCAAUGCAAGCCAGCUACAGUCAGACAAGUGUGGGAGUCUAAGAGUUCUUCCAGAGCCUACUUCCAUUUUCUUUGUUGCUUUAACUAGAGUCACCAGUCUGUCUUCAUUUUUAUGAUGAGACCAUUGGGAGAACUAACUUAGAUUUCAGACUCUUAAUAUAUUUCUGUGGUAAAAAUAAGAUCAUAUAACACUCAUGCCUUAGAAGAACUUUAACAAAGAGAAGGAUCAUGUUUUAAUGCCAAAAUUCAUUUGGUAGACACAAGGAUAAGGGAAAGUAGAACGUCUAAAUACUGUGUGUGUGUGUGUGUGUGUGUGUGUGUGUACACCAGGGAAAGGAAUCAGGAAGUCAGAAAUAAGAGAACUAGCUGUCUAUCCAGCAUGACUACUGUAAGAAUGAGGAACAAGGCAGGACAACAGAGAACUCUUAAUUGUUCAGAGAACCCAGAGAACUCUGUCCCCUCCCCCGCAUCCCUGCAGAAUGUUGAGUCUAAAAGUAUGAGCAGGUUAACCUGUCAGGGGUCCCUGACCUGUGGAGGAUGAAAGAUGAUCUGAUGUACAGAACUGGCUGAGUCACUGAAGAGACACGGCUCAUCUCCAUGAAUGUCAAAGGAACGUAAGCAACACUGAAGCUCUUCCACUUGAGUAAGAAGUCCCUGUGCUGUACAUAACCACCAAGGCCAGGAGAGAAGACAGAAGAGAGAGACACAGCCUGAGGCCGUAGGAUUCAUGCUGGGAGGCACCCUGUAAGACACAGGCACAGGUCUGGGUUCCUGGGUCCAGGGAAGCCAAGAGAGCUGCCACUGAUGGACAUAGAGCUUACACUAUCAACAGUUGGUUUGAGCCAUGUCAGUGAUGGCAUCAGUGAGAGGGUUUGCCUCCGGUCUGUCUUCCCUACAGAUGAGGCAAGUAGCCUCAAAGGUAGCUAAGAUAACACCUCACAUCUGCGCUGCACAGCAUUGGAACUUGGGUCUGAGACUAGUGCCACCUGUCAAAGUAGGGAUUUUGGUGCUAUUGAUUUUUCUCCCGAGCACCUUCUGUGACACUGGAUCUGUAUCUAAUUCUUCCUAUGAAACAGUCAUCCCUGAGAGAGUGCCAGGAAAGGGGACUGAAGAUCCUGGAGGAAAGGUGUCCUACGUGCUGUUGAUACAAGGCCAAAAGCAGCUGCUUCACCUCAAGGUAAAGGGACACUACUCUGAGAAUAACUUCCCAGUCUACAGUUACCACAAUGGCAUCCUGGGGCAAGAAAAGCCUCUCCUCUCCCAGGACUGCCACUAUGAAGGCUACAUGGAAGGGGUGCCGGGCUCCUUUGUUUCUGUCAACAUCUGUUCAGGCCUCAGGGGAGUGCUGAUUAAAGAAGAAACAUCCUAUGGUAUUGAGCCCAUACUCUCUUCCAAAAACUUUGAACACGCCCUCUACACCAUGGCACAUCAGCCUGUGGUCUCCUGCAGUGUCACCCCUAAAGACAGCCCGGGGGACACCAGCCAUCAACAAAGGAGCAGGAAGCCCGAUGACCUACCUGUCCUGUCUGACUUGUGGUCACACACCAAGUAUGUGGAAAUGUUUGUGGUGGUCAACCAGCAGCGGUUCCAGAUGUGGGGCAGCAGUGUCAACGAGACAGUCCAGGCAGUAGUGGACAUCAUUGCUCUGGCCAACAGCUUCACUAGGGGGAUAAACACAGAGGUGGUGCUGGUGGGCCUGGAAAUCUGGACAGAGGGGGACCCGAUAGAGGUCCCAGUGGAUCUGCAGGCCACACUCAGGAAUUUCAACUUCUGGAGACAGGAAAAACUGGUGGGCCGGGUCAGGCACGAUGUGGCACACUUGAUUGUUGGGCAUCACCCAGGAGAGAGCGAGGGCCAGGCGUUUCUCGACGGUGCCUGUUCAGGCGGGUUUGCGGCAGCCGUGGAGGCCUUCCAUCAUGAAGAUGUCCUCCUGUUUGCGGCGCUCAUGGCCCACGAGCUCGGGCACAACCUGGGUAUCCAGCACGACCACCCGACCUGCAGCUGUGGGCCUAAGCACUUCUGCCUCAUGCACGAGAAGAUCAAGAAGGACAGUGGCUUCAGCAACUGCAGCUCCGACCACUUCCUCCGUUUCCUCCAUGGCCACAGAGGGGCCUGCCUGCUUGACGAGCCUUGGCGCCAGAGCCGCAAGCGCAGAGCUGCCCAUUGUGGAAAUGGCGUGGUGGAGGAUCUGGAGGAGUGUGACUGCGGCAGUGACUGUGACCGUCACCCAUGCUGUGCGCCAACAUGUACACUGAAGGAGGGUGCCCAGUGCAGUGACGGACUCUGCUGCUACAAAUGUGCAUUCAAGAAGAAAGGCACCUUAUGUCGUCCUGCUGAGGAUGUGUGUGACCUUCCCGAGUACUGUAGUGGCAGUUCUCAAGAAUGCCCUGCAAACACCUACAUGCAGGAUGGCACACAGUGUGAUAGGAUUUAUUUCUGCUCAGGGGGCUGGUGUAAGAACCCUGAUAAGCAGUGUGCCAGGAUCUAUGGGUAUCCUGCAAGAUCUGCCCCUGAGGAAUGUUACAUCUCACUUAAUACUAAAGCAAACCGUUUUGGAAACUGUGGCCAUCCCACCUCAGCCAACUUAAGAUACGAAACAUGUUCUGAUGAAGAUGUAUUUUGUGGAAAACUGGUAUGUACAGAUGUUAGAUACUUGCCACAAGUCAGAGCCCUACACUCACUCCUCCAGGUUCCUUAUGGAGAUGACUGGUGUUGGAGUAUGGAUGCCUAUAACAUUACUGAUGUCCCUGAUUACGGAGAUGUGCAGAGUGGUACCUACUGUGCCCCAAACAAAGUCUGCAUGGAGUACAUCUGCACUGGUCAUGGGGUACUCCAGUACAACUGUGAGACACAGGAAACGUGUCAUGGGAAUGGGGUGUGCAACAACUUAAAGCACUGUCACUGUGAUCCUGGCUUCGCCCCUCCUGACUGCCUCAGCCCAGGAAAUGGAGGGAGUGUGGACAGUGGUCCUGUUGGUAAUCCAGCUGAUCGAAACUUGAGUCUUUUUACAGAUCAAGAGAGUCUGGAUGCUAAGGCAGAAGAUGACGAGAUAAGCCUGCACGUGGUGGUGCUUGUGGUCCCUAUAUUUCUUGUCUUUUUACUGUGUUGUCUGAUGCUGAUCGCCUACCUCUGGUCUGAAGUACAAGAAGCAGUAUCUCCAGGGAGUUCAUCAGAGUCUUCGUCAUCAUCUGACUGGUCAGAAUCCGAGUCCCAGUGAAGUUCUAUCUAAGAUCUUCUCGUGGAUCGUUGCUAUUGAUGUCUUGUAUUUGCAGGGCAAUUUUGACAAAGUGGUUUUUAGGGCAUGCUGCAUCUACACUGUGUAGUGUAAUGUGUUUUCUAUAUACUUGUGUUGCUCAUCUCAGAAACAACUGGUAUUAUAUCUUGAAUGUUCUUAAGGGAUCUAAAUGUUCUACCUUGCCCUGUCAGCUACUGUUCAUAAAAUAGAAGUGAUUUUAAAUAAAUAUAAAUAAUAAGGCCUUUUUUUUUCCCCCCUGCUUCAGAUGAAGCAUUAUUCGAAACUAGUCAUCCUCUUACUGUGAUAUUUAGGGUUUUUGUUUGUUUGGUUGGUUGGUUUUGUUUUCCUAAGACAGGGUUUCUCUGUUUCAGAUCCCAGACAGGUUGUCCUGGGACUCACUCUGUAAAUCAGGCUGGCCUCCAACUCACAGGAUCUUUCUGCAUCUGCCUCCCAAGUGCUGGGAUUAAAAGCAUGCGUGCUCUGCCUUCAA
Molecule: messenger RNA, 3880 nt
Organism: Apodemus sylvaticus (European woodmouse)
Lineage: Eukaryota; Metazoa; Chordata; Mammalia; Rodentia; Muridae
Product: disintegrin and metalloproteinase domain-containing protein 1a
Exons: 1
Coding region: 1000-3372 (790 amino acids)
Biological process (GO): male gonad development; proteolysis; binding of sperm to zona pellucida
Cellular component (GO): external side of plasma membrane; sperm head plasma membrane; plasma membrane
Molecular function (GO): metalloendopeptidase activity
Source: RefSeq, a predicted model, not a curated record